AUGUCUAUUGAAGCUCUUCUUUCCGAAGUUACUCCAUUUUUCUACAACACCUUAGCUCUUAAAGCAGGAGUUGCAACUAAUGUUGGAAAACCAUGCAGUUCUGGAAGUUCAACUGAAGAACUUAAAGCUGUUAAAGUUUCUCAAGAUAAGUUAGCUGCUGGAAUUGAAGAAAUCAAAUCUAUGCUUCAAAAACUCUCAAUGGGAAGUGCUGCUCCAAGUACCUCAAAAGAACCUGUAAAAGAGGAAGCUGCUAAAGAAGAUGAGGAUUUUGAUCUUUUUGAUUCUGAUGAAGAUGAAGAAGAUGAGGCUAAAAAAAAGAUUACUGAAGAAAGAUUGAAAGCUUAUCAUGCUAAAAAAGCUACAAAACCAGGACCAAUUGCAAAAUCUUCAAUUAUUCUUGACAUCAAACCAUGGGAUGAUACAACUGAUCUUGUUAAAAUGGAAGAAUCCGUCAAAAGUAUUGAAAAAGAUGGACUUGUCUGGGGUGGAUGUAAACAAAUUCCACUUGCAUAUGGAAUCAAGAAACUUCAAAUCAUCUGUGUCAUCGAAGAUUUGAAAGUAUCUGUUGAUGAUCUUAUUGAACAAAUUACAACAGAUUUUGAGGAAUACGUUCAAUCAGUUGAUAUUGCUGCCUUCAACAAAAUCUAA
Messenger RNA from Strongyloides ratti, 648 nucleotides. RefSeq names its product Elongation factor 1-beta. The record is from RefSeq and is a predicted model, not a curated record. Gene Ontology annotation, biological process: translational elongation. The coding region runs from base 1 to 648 and encodes 215 amino acids. The transcript has 2 exons. NCBI's taxonomy places the organism in Eukaryota, Metazoa, Nematoda, Chromadorea, Rhabditida, Strongyloididae. Gene Ontology annotation, cellular component: cytosol; eukaryotic translation elongation factor 1 complex. Gene Ontology annotation, molecular function: translation elongation factor activity; guanyl-nucleotide exchange factor activity.